Molecule: messenger RNA, 2536 nt
Organism: Gallus gallus (chicken)
Lineage: Eukaryota; Metazoa; Chordata; Aves; Galliformes; Phasianidae
Exons: 1
Coding region: 1261-1947 (228 amino acids)
Source: RefSeq, a predicted model, not a curated record
GCCCUGUAGGCGGCUCCGCUCCCGUCGGCCCGGUGCUUAUCGGGGCUCAGGGACUUAGGCGCUGGGGGCUUUUUGGUGCCGAUCCCUCCCGUCAAAUGACCGUCAAAUGUUGGCGGAGCAGGCCAGGAGUUUGCCAUCUUUGGAUGAAGGACGGGCAACUCGGGGAGAGUGCCAGGAUGUUGCUAGCAUGCGCAGGGAGAAAAUUCGACAAGCCAAAGCCCAGCAAGACCUUAGUCUGGCCGCCAUUGUUCGAGAUGAUGAAAACAAUGUUUUUACGAACAUAUUAGUAGCAAGAGGAGGGCCAAGGAGAAUCUCCCUUCUUUAUUCGACGUGGUGGGGAACAUCACCACCGAGGAGGAGGAAAAGGCUGAAGUUCUCAAUGCCUUCUUCACUUCCGUCUUUAGCAGUGAGACCUGCUAUUCUCAGGGUACUCAGCCCCCUGAGCUGGAAGACGGGGCCGGGGAGCAGAAUAAACGCCCGUCAAUUCCCAGUGCCUUCUUUACUUCUGUCUGUUCUGACUGUUGCACCGGUGCUGGACGUGCCGUUACUAUGAGCAACCCAAGGAGAACCAGACAGUAUAUAUAUAUGUGUAUGGACUCUGCAAAACCUUUGUGCGCGCUUUUCCCUUGUUGUGUUUUCCUUCCGCCUGUGAUCGACCGAGAAAGAGAACCUGCCCCUCCACCCCUGCUUCCAACCAGAAUCAUGAAACACUGUCACACUGCGGUGGUAACCAUCUCUGCAUUCCUGUAACAAAUCCUUGCUUUUCUUUUCUGUCUUUUUACUAUUGCUUUCGUCAUCCCGCCUCCCAUCCCCCGGCCUAGCUAACCAAAACUUUCUACAAUAAACCGGUUGGGCAAAUAUUUGUCUCCUUUCUGAGUUUUAAUCUCACAUCGGGUAUACGUAUAUAACGAACUGUCUUGCUACCGAUACAUGGAGCCACACAGACGCCCACCUCCAAGAAGGGUCGGAUGGAGGAUCUGGGGAACUACAGGCCUGUCAGCCUGACCUCAGUAUCGGGGAAGGUCAUGGAGGAGAUCACCCAGAGUGAGAUCACAGGGCGUGUGCUGGACAACCAGGGGACCGGGCCUAGCCAGCGCGGGUUCCUUAAAGACAGGUCCUGCUUGACCGACCCGAUCUCCUUCCAUGACCAGGUGACCCGACUAGUGGAUGAGGCAAAGGCUGUGGAUGUAGUCUACCUAGACUUCAGUGAAGCCUUUGACUCUGCCUCCCACGGUAUUCUCCCAGAGAAGAUGGCAGCCCAUGGCUUGGGCAGGUGUACUCUGCCGGGUCAGAACCUGGCUGGACGGCCAGGCCCAGAGAGUGGUGCUGAAUGGAGUUCAAUCCAGCUGGCGGUGUAUGCUAGCGGCGUUCCCCAGGGAGUCAGCGUUUGGUCCGGUCCUGAUUUCUAUUUCAGUUGAUGAUCUGGACGAGGGGAUUGAGCGCACCCUCAGUAAGUUUGCAGGCGACACCAUGUUGGGAGGAAGGCUUGAUCUGCCUGAGGGUAGGAAGGCCCUACACAGGGAUCCGGAUAGGCUGGAUCGCUGGGCCGAGGCCAAUUGCAGGAGCAUCUACGAGACCAAACGCCGGGUCCUGCACUUUGUUCACAACAACCCCAUGCAACGCAACAGGCUCGGGGCAGAGAGGCUGGAAAGCUGCGCGGAGGAAACGGAUCUGGAGGCAUUAGUCAACAGCCGCCUGAACAUGAGCCAGGAGCGUGCCCAGGGGGCCAAGAAGGCCAACGGCAUCCUGGCUUGGAUCAGAAAUCAUGUAGUCAGCAGGACGAGGGAGGUGAUCAUCCCUCUGUACUCGGCGCUGGUGAGGCCGCUCCUCGAGUACUGCGUGCAGCUUUGGGCUCCUCACUACAAGAAAGACGUUGAGGCUCUGGAGCGUGGCCAGAGGAGGGCAACAAAGCUGGUGAAGGGACUGGAGCACAAGACCUAUGGGUAGCGGCUGAGAGAACUGGGAUUGUUUCGUCCGGAGGAGGGGAGGCUCAGGGGAGAGAGACCUUAUCGCCUCUUUACAACUACCCAAAAGGUGCUUGUAGCGUGGUGGGGGUUGGCCGCUUCUCCCAGGUAACUAGCGACGGGACAAGAGGUAACGGCCUUGCGCUGCGCCGGGGGGAGCUUCAGGUUGGAUAUUCAGAAAAACGUAACAAGUUGUCUUAUUCCGCUUCUUCAAACAGUUUAAUUCAGAGUCAUUCACAGCUGCGAUCGUCAGUCCCGCAAGCGGAUCUACUGCUGACAAAUCGAGAUUCUUUGAGGAACGGCCGCACAAUAAUUUCAUUUAGCAAGUUUCAAGUCUUUAAUUUCUAAUGCAAAUAUUUAUUAGCAUUUUGAAACUCCCCCACUCCAGUAAGCCUUGAAUGCAAUCGCAAUUCAACAAAGACUCAAGCAAAGCCAGAGGCCUAACAAAGCGCGAGAGGUGAUUACAUGUAAAAGCCUUACGGUGCCUGUAGCUACUCCUCCUUCUGGUUACGGAACAAUACUCCUUUUUUUUUUUUUUUUUUUUUUUUUUAAUGUUUUGUUCAUAUUAAAAA